Trichoderma aggressivum f. europaeum is the source of this 1128-nucleotide messenger RNA. RefSeq lists its product as uncharacterized. The transcript is spliced from 5 exons. Lineage: Eukaryota; Fungi; Ascomycota; Sordariomycetes; Hypocreales; Hypocreaceae. Gene Ontology annotation, cellular component: cytosol. Gene Ontology annotation, molecular function: S-(hydroxymethyl)glutathione dehydrogenase [NAD(P)+] activity; zinc ion binding. The coding region runs from base 1 to 1128 and encodes 375 amino acids. Gene Ontology annotation, biological process: formaldehyde catabolic process. The record is from RefSeq and is a predicted model, not a curated record.
AUGGCUAGCACUGUUGGCAAGGCUGCUGUUGCUUGGGCUGCCGGAGAGCCAUUGUCUAUUGAGGAUAUCGAGGUUGCCCCCCCUAAAGCCCACGAGGUUCGCAUCCAGAUUCUCAAUACCGGUGUCUGUCAUACAGAUGCCUAUACUCUUUCCGGCAAGGAUCCCGAGGGAGACUUCCCUGUCAUCCUUGGUCACGAGGGUGCAGGCAUUGUUGAAUCGGUUGGUGAAGGCGUGACUAAUGUCAAGCCUGGUGACCGAGUGAUCGCUCUCUACACUCCGGAGUGCGGCGAGUGCAAAUUCUGCAAGUCUGGGAAGACCAAUUUGUGUCAAAAGAUCCGCGCUACACAAGGGAAGGGUUUGAUGCCCGACGGCACCACUCGCUUCAGGGCACGCGGUAAGGAUAUUCUGCACUAUAUGGGUACCUCGACCUUUACACAGUAUACCGUUGUUGCCGACAUCUCAGUUGUGGCUGUUAAUCCUAAAGCACCCACCGACCGUGCAUGCUUGUUGGGCUGUGGAAUUACUACAGGCUAUGGCGCUGCAACUGUUACUGCCAAGGUUGAGGAGGGAUCCAACAUUGCUGUUUUCGGUGCUGGAUGCAUUGGCUUGUCUGUCAUUGAGGGUGCAGUCAAGAACAAUGCCGGCAAAAUCAUUGUUGUCGACGUGAACGACGAUAAGGAGGCUUGGGCUCGCAAGUUUGGUGCCACUGACUUUGUCAACCCCACAAAGUUGGGUGGACAGACCAUACAGGAGAAAUUGGUCGAGAUGACAGACGGUGGAUGUGACUACACUUUUGACUGCACGGGAAAUGUCGGCGUAAUGCGUGCUGCCCUCGAAGCUUGCCACAAGGGCUGGGGUCAGAGCAUCAUCAUUGGUGUGGCCGCGGCCGGCCAGGAAAUUUCUACUAGGCCGUUCCAGCUGGUGACGGGACGCGUCUGGAGAGGCUGCGCGUUUGGUGGCAUCAAGGGUCGCUCCCAGCUUCCAAAUCUCGUUGAGGACUACCUCCAAGGCUACCUCAAGGUUGACGAUUACAUUACCCACCGCGAAUCAUUGGCUACCAUCAAUACAGCUUUCCAACACAUGAAGAGCGGUGACUGUAUCCGCUGUGUUUUGGAUAUGGAAGCCUAA